AUGUUCUCCAAGACCGCCAUCGCCAUCACCGCUCUCCUCGCCGCCGCCGAGGCUAUCAAGGUUACCCAGCCUGCCAAGGGUGACGAGUGGGACGUCUCCGAGACCAACACCAUCACUUGGGACUCCGUCAACACUGACCCCUCUUCCUUCGAGAUCGUCAUCGUCAAGCAGUCUGGAGGCAGCGAGACCACCGAGAAGGUCGCCAAGGUCAACACCUCCGAUGGCAAGUACGAGCUGAAGGGCAUCAAGGCCACCGCUGGCUCUGGCUACCGCAUCAACUUCCUCUCCACCGACCCCCAGAACACUGGUAUCCUGGCCCAGUCUGAGCAGUUCUCCCUGACUGCUGAUGACUCCGAUGACAAGUCCACCUCUGCCUCUGCCUCUGCCAGCGCCACUGCUUCUGCCACUGGUGCGUCUACCUCCGGCACUGCCACCGGUGCCUCUGCCACCGCCUCUGUCACCAAGACUGCCUCUGGCCUGACCACCGUGACCACUGGCACCGCCACUGCCUCUGCCUCCGGAACUGCUGCCUCUAACGCCUCGGCUUCAGGAUCCGCCUCCGGUUCCGCCUCCGGCACUGCUACUGGCGCCGCCGCCUCUGGCACCUCUACCACCACCCCCAGCAGCGCUUCUGCCAUCAAGUCCACCUUCGCCAUCUUCGGCUCCGUUGCCGUUGCCGCCUACAUGCUCUUCUAA
Colletotrichum truncatum is the source of this 696-nucleotide messenger RNA. RefSeq names its product extracellular conserved serine-rich protein. The record is from RefSeq and is a predicted model, not a curated record. NCBI's taxonomy places the organism in Eukaryota, Fungi, Ascomycota, Sordariomycetes, Glomerellales, Glomerellaceae.